Molecule: messenger RNA, 870 nt
Organism: Schizosaccharomyces octosporus yFS286
Lineage: Eukaryota; Fungi; Ascomycota; Schizosaccharomycetes; Schizosaccharomycetales; Schizosaccharomycetaceae
Product: methyltransferase
Exons: 2
Coding region: 1-870 (289 amino acids)
Source: RefSeq, a predicted model, not a curated record
AUGGAGACAGUUCCCGAUUUUCUACAGAAAAUUAAACAACAAUACUUGCAGCAAGUCAGCCCGAACCAUUUUCAAUGGGUUACUUCUGAUAAUGAAUGGUCAAUUUUAGUAGAGCCUUUUGCACAGGCGUAUCUGUGUGAGUUUCUGCGUCCGUCUAUUUAUACAAAACUUCUUUUAAAGUCUUAUUUUCGGCUUCUCGAUAAAUACAAUCAGGACCAUGCAGAACCCGUUGAGACACUGUUUUACAUAUAUAUAGAAUCACUCUCUAGCAGAGAAAUUCCUCCUGUACAAUAUACACUAUGUGAUUACUCUGUUCGAGUGUACGAGUCUCAAAAUGUUUUGCUACGAGAAGGGACCACAGGUGCGCGUACUUGGGAAGCUGGGAUGGCUCUUGCAGAACUGCUAUACCAUAAUCCUAUAAACCCUGGAACCCGUGUUGUAGAACUAGGUGCUGGUACUGGCUUGGUCAGUAUUUUAUGCUCUAAAAUGGGGGCUUCCGUGUUAGCCACCGACGGGGAUAACAACGUAUGUCAGGGUAUUAAAAGAAAUGCUCAUCUAAAUGGCUGUGAUAUUCCUGUCCAACGUUUACUUUGGGGUGUUGAUCCUCCCGUUUACGCUGACCUAGUCCUUGCAUCAGACGUCACAUAUGAGGGAGACUUACGAUGUUUAGCAACUACGAUGAAUGACCUUAUUACAGUUAAUCCUUGUUGUAAGAUCCUUUUAGCAGCAACAUUGCGAAGACAGGAGACAAUUGACAACUUUUUACGGCUACUCCCGAAUUUCCAUGUAAGAGUUUUAACAAACAAAAAAUACGCGAAGCUCCUAUAUUAUGAUAGUCCUCCUGUUGUUUUCUAUGAGAUAUUUCGGUAA